AUGGGCCCCCGCCACACCCAGGGCUUGCUGCUGCUCUUCCUCCUGGGAGCGUCCUCCUCCACCGAGGCCCCAGAGGUACAAUGUUUUAAGAAUGUAUCCAUGUAUAUAGAAGAGAAGGAUUACCAUGCAUUUACCUGGACCACAGAGAACGUUGAAACUUGUGACAAUGUAACAUUCUGCCAGGAAUCCAUACUAAUAAUUAAAGCAGGGACCAAGACAGCUAUUUUGGCCACUAAGGGCUGCAUACCUGCAACCAUGGAGGAGAUUAUGUAUAUUCAGCACACCCCACCCCCGGGCCUGGUCGCAGUCUCCUACAGUAGCUACUGUGACAAGUCUGUAUGUAACGACAAAGACAGAUUAAAUGAGUUUGGGAAUCUACAAGAGAUCCCAGUCACCCCCACUGUGUCACCAACCCUCCAAUGCCCAACCUGCGUGGCUUUGGGGACCUGUGACAGUGCUCCUUCUCUUCCCUGUCCCCAAGGUGCAACUCGUUGCUAUGAAGGAAGACUUGAGAUUGCUGGAGGUGGCAUCGAGUCAUCUGUGGAAGUCAAAGGCUGUACAGCCCUGAUGGGUUGCAGGCUGAUGGCUGGAAUGUUAACAGUAGGACCCAUGUUGGUGAAGGAAAUCUGCCAGAACAAGCCUCUCACUCAAACCCCAAAGGCCGAAAGUGGAGCCACCUGUCUUCCCAUUUUGGUUUGGAGGUUACACCUACUGCUGCCAUUGGUGCUAGAAUCAUUGGUCCAUUUUUCCUGA
Molecule: messenger RNA, 753 nt
Organism: Otolemur garnettii (small-eared galago)
Lineage: Eukaryota; Metazoa; Chordata; Mammalia; Primates; Galagidae
Gene: TEX101
Product: testis expressed 101
Exons: 5
Coding region: 1-753 (250 amino acids)
Biological process (GO): binding of sperm to zona pellucida; regulation of flagellated sperm motility
Cellular component (GO): plasma membrane raft; plasma membrane
Source: RefSeq, a predicted model, not a curated record